Messenger RNA from Microthlaspi erraticum, 498 nucleotides. Lineage: Eukaryota; Viridiplantae; Streptophyta; Magnoliopsida; Brassicales; Brassicaceae. The record is from the annotation of a GenBank genome assembly.
AUGAAUCUUGAGGCUCUUGGAGAAGCUAUGGAAGAUCUCAGGCUAAGCGUGAAGAUUUGCAAUCAAGGGUCACAAGAGAGGAGGAAAGAGGUCGGCAAAAGCUUGCUACAACCGAGUUUAAUAUCGAGUUAUCGUUACGGGGAAAAGGUUUCCUUGACGUUGCAGGAGGUUGAGGAACUUAAGAGUAAAGAAUUUGGAGAGAGAUUGGAGUCCCGAUUUCCAGCACCAGAAAACCGAUGCAAAGUAGUCUUCACCACUCGUCGCCAAGACGUAUGUGAUCGCAUGGGGUUGAAGACCCAAUGGAAGUCAAUGCUUGGCGGAAAUGAAGCAUUUGAUUUGUUCCAAAAGAAGGUUGGACAAAGAACAUUAGGACGCCAUCGGAUCCCUGAACUUGCAAAAGACAUUGCUAGAAAAUGUGGUGGCCUUCCAUUGGCGCUCAAUGUCAUAGGGGAGACCAUGUCAUGCAAGAGAAGGUGGAAGAAUGGCGUCACGCGAUAA